AUGCGUAACACCAGGAUCGACCUGUUGGAGGAGGAGCUACGACUCCUUAAAGAGGAUAUCGGGUACCGCAACACCAAGAACAGUUCUCUGGAGGAGGCGUUAGCUCGCUAUCGACUGGAGCUGUCCCAGUUGCAGGAGCAGCUCCACUCUGUGGAGGAGGUGAAGAGGAGCAAGGCCCUACAGUGCAGCGUCACCCAGGACACUCUGGCCUCCACCCACGGCCAACUGAAGGAUCUGCAGGAGCAGGUGGCCCGCCUCACCUCCCUCAUGGAGGAGGAGAAGAGGAAGAGGAUGCUGGCGGAGGAGUGCUACAGGAAGCAGCAGGAGGAGCACGAGCAGGUGCUGAGGAGGAGGCAGAAGGAGCUGGAGGAGGCCAACUGGGCCAAGAUGGAGGUGGAGAAGAGCGUGGGGGACCGGGAGAGGGAGGCAGAGAGGCUACGGAGGCAGCUGGAGGAGGAGGUGCGACGCUGCAAGGACCUGGAGCAGGAGCUGUCUAAGGUAAGGAGCCAGUGCAGUGUGGAGAUCAGUAACCUAAAGCUCAGCUACGACUCCCAGAUGACCUUCUGCAGGACGGACAUCCAGCACCUGUCUGCCCAGAGGGAGGAGGUGGACCAGGGCAUCAGACUGCAGUGUGACAUGCUAGAGGCCGAGAGGAGAGACCAGGAGGACCAGCUCAGGAGGCUGAAGGUGUGUCUGAGCCAGGCCGAGGAGCAGAGGAGGAGGGCCGAGGAGGAGGCGCAUGUUCAGAGAUCUGUGGUCACAGAGGAGGUGCGGAGGAGGAGGGAGCUGGAGGCGCAGGUGGAGAUGUUAGUUAGGGAGAGAGGGGAGGACAGUAAUCAGUAUAGAGAGGAGGUGUCCGAGCUCACCAAGGCCCUGCAAGAGAGGAGCGGCCAGCUGGUUCUCCUCACACACAGCCUGGAGGAGGAGCAGAGGAGGAGGAGAGCCCUGGAGGAGGAGAGGACCAGGCUGGAGCUGCUCCUGGGGGAGAUUCAGGCCAAGCAGGCCUCCUCCUCCCAGGCCGUGACCCGGCUGAGAGAGGUGGAGGAAAAGCUGGUUAGCAUCCGUACAGAGUUUAAGAAGGAGAAUGUUGAGAAGAAUAAGGCAGAGCAGAGUGUAGCCAGGUUACAGGGACACGUCAGGGAGCUGCAGGCCACGGCUGAUAGGCUAGAGGGGGAGGCGGAGGCCCUGAGGAGAACCAACCAGGAGGAGGUGACCAAGAGGAGGCACGUGGAGACAGAGCUCCAGAAAAACACCCACACCAUGCGGGAGUACACCAGCACCAUCACCACCCUACGCCGGAGCCAGGAGGAGGCCCAAACCACAGGGAGGAGGGGAGAGGAGGAGCACAGGAAACUCCAGGAGGAGCUGGAGAGGAGGUUGAAGGAGUUCAAGGCCUCCACGGAGUGCCUGACGUCCCUGAGCUCUGAGCUGAAGUCUCUCCAACAGCAGUUCCUCCAGGAGCAGGCUAAAGUCCGUGAGGAAAACCUGCGCAAUGAAACACUCUACAAGACCAUUGAGGAGAAGAGCCGGGCGCUCAACGAGAGCUCUGUAGAACGGGAACGACUCCAGACCCUGACCCUGACACUGACCAAGGAGCGACUGCGACUCGAGGAGGAGCUGAGGGGAGUGAAGAACGAGAGAGAUGAUUUGCUGAGAACCAGACAGGGAGCUGAUGAUGAGCUGGUGUCUCAGAUCACUGCUCUGGAGCUGCAGCUGAAGAGCAGCUUGAGAAGCAGCGUGGAGACCCAGAGCCUGGUGGCAGAGCUCUCUUCAGAGAGGGAGAAACUCAGGAUGGAGAUAGAUCAAGUCCAGAGGCAGGCCAUGGAGGUACUUGUCUUGGACCUUUUAGAGGUUCAUGUCGGACUGUUUUGUGUUUCUCUAAAUCAAACUAUACUCCUUUAGUUAGUCUUAGUGGAAUAGGCUUUAGGCUGGCUGUGGACAAUGCCUACUCUUGCAUGCUGAAAUACCUCCUGUUGAUGCCUUUGAUUGUUCUUUGUUUUGUUUUUUGCUCUGAUCAGAUUGUGAAACACAUACAAGUUAUUCUUAUGUGUUGGCAUUUGCAUUUUCAAUCGUUAGAUUAAAAGAAAAAAAACGAAUGCUUCCCCCUCUGCCUUCUCUCACAAAACUGCUAUCCCGCCCACAACUAUACUCUUAGAAAAAAGGUGUUAUCUAGAACCUAAAAUGGUUCUUCGGCUCUCCCUUUGAAGAACCCUUUUGAUUCAAUGUAGAACCUUUUUGGGUUCCAUAUAGGACCCUUUUCACAGUCGGUUCUACAUGGAACCCAAAAGGGUUCUACGUGGAACCAAAAAGGGUUCUUCCUCUAACCAAAAAGGGUUAUCUUAUGGGGACAGCCGAAAUAAAACUUUUUUUUCUAAGAAUGUAGACGCUUCCUCUGUGAUUGAACAAUCAGCAUGCUUUUUUGCCAUUGCUUGUUUUGUCUGCAAUGAUCCACAGUGUGUAUAUCAUCAUGGGUCCUCUGGUGUCUGUUUGUGUCUCUGUAGUGUCAUCCUCAAGUCCUUGUCUAGUCUAGAAGUCCCUUUGUCUAGUCUAGAUAUCAGUCCUAGUCUACAGUGUCUGCCUAUUUCCUUUGUAAGUUCUGGAAACCUACAAUGUACAAAUGUGCCUUUAAUUGCACUCACUUUCAAUUGUAUGUGAAUUGUGUGUUGAUGUAUCCAUGUUGCGGUUUAACUGGUAAUCUCUUUACUCUUAUCAUUUUUAAUUGAUAACUGCUCAUUGUUUAUGUGUGGGUAAGUUAUUGGAGCUGUGUUGUGUUUCUUCAAUAACAAAGCAUGCUGUCACAUGUCGUUCUUAUUGUAAAUGCCAAAUCACUAUAUUUUGUGACAUUUUUAAACAAAUUCAUUCAUUCUUAUUCUCAAACUAAUUACUCAACUAAUAUUUGUUGCCCCUUCCUCUGUCUGUCUAUCUCUCCUCCACCCCUAUCUCCUCUCUCCCUCCCCAUCUUUAUCCCUCUCCCUCAACCCCUCUCCCCCAUCUCUCCCCAUCCAGACCUCCUCUCUGAUACAGUCCACCAAGACCCAGUACAGCGAGAUGGUGAUGGAGAAAGAUGCUCUUCUGCUAAAGCUGAAGCAGACAGACCAAGACAGGGCCAGGUCCCAGAAGCUGGAGGAAGAACUAAACCGCAUCAAACUAUCUCUGGAGUCCGAGUUACGCCUCAAACUACGUCUGCAGGAGGAGAACGAGAAGGUGUGUAUUGUUGAUUUCACUUUGCCGUCUAGAAACAACUUUAAUAUAUAUAUAUAUAUAUAUUUAUUUUAAAUUCAUCCAUUCAUCCAUUCCUUUAUCCAUUCCUUCAUUAAUUCAUUCACCAUUCAGGCCAAAAAGGACUUCCUGUACUGGAAGGGCCAGUAUGAGUCCAAAGAAGGUGCUGUGAGGCAGUUUGACUCCGUGAAGGAGAAACUGGAGCGGGAGAGGAGCUCUCUGAAGACUGAGAUUGAGCGGCUGAUGAGAGAGCUGAGGGAGGGGGAGGACAGGUAUAAGAGCAAGCUGCUGAUCACCCAGACCCAGCUCUCUGAAUUGACCUACGUCAGAGACACCCUGGAGGCAGAGUUGAGGAAACUCAGGGAGCGGCCCGACGCCUGCGCCAAACACACCCAGACGGACGAGAGCGGGAAGAAAGAACUGGACCCCGCCACGCUGGUCUUCGACGGCGUCCGUAAGACAGUGACGGCCAAACAGCUGCUAGACUGCGGGGUCAUCGACAAGCCAACCUAUGGCCAGUUGCUGAAGGGUCAGAAGACGGUCCGUGAGGUAUCUGUGGACAUCAAACUGAAUCUGAAAGGGACCGGCAUCAUCGCUGGUGUUGCUGCAGACUGUCAGGAUAAAAUGACGCUCACAGAGGCCAAGAGAGCCAACAUCCUCUCUGAAGACAGCGCCACCUUGCUGCUGGAGGCCCAAGCUGCCACAGGCCACAUAGUGGAUCCCAGAGCCAACGAGAAGAUGUCGGUGGAGGAGGCAAUUAAGAGAGGAGUGGUGGAUGAGGAGGAUAGAGAGAGGCUGGUGGCUGCAGAGGCUGCCUGUCUGGGGUACCGUGACCCCAAUACCACCAAGCCCCUGUCAGCAGGCCAGGCUAUGAGGAAGGGCCUGAUCGAUAGAGACACAGCUCUACGGAUGCUGCAAGCCCAGGAGUCUGUCGGGGGCAUCAUAGACCCUGUCCUCAGUGUCUUCCUCCCUAAAGACGCAGCCAUGGACCGGGACCUGAUCGACGAGGACCUGUACCGGGCCUUAAACCAACGACCUGAGUGUUACCUGGACCCAGACACCCAGAUGGGAGCCAGCUACGUCUCCCUGAAGAGGAGAUGCAAGGCCGAACCCACCACUGGUCUCCUGCUCCUCCCUGCCCCAGAGAAGCCCAUGACGGUGAAGGGUCUCAGGGGAGAGGUGUCUAUCAAGGAUCUGAUGGACGCUAACCUCUUGGAGAAAUCGGACAUGGACCAACUGAAGGAUGGCAAACUGACUAGCCAGGACAUCGAGGACCGGUUGAGGUCGUACCUCUGCGGCUCCACCUGCAUCGCAGGGGUCUAUGACGAGGCUAACGACAAGACCCUAUCCAUCUACCAGGCCAUGAAGGAAGGGUUACUGAGGCCCGGCACAACCCUGGAGCUCCUCGAAGCCCAGGCCGCCUCCGGAUUCAUGAUCGAUCCCAUCAACAACCUCUGUUUGACCGUGGCCGAUGCCUACAAGAGCGGCCUGGCCGGGCCGGAGUUCAAAGACAAACUCUUGUCUGCAGAGAGGGCCGUCACCGGGUACAAAUAUCCAGGCACAGACAAGAUAAUCUCCUUGUUCCAAGCCAUAGAGAAGGGGCUGAUUGAGAAGGGACAUGGGAUCCGUCUACUGGAGGCUCAGAUCGCCAGCGGUGGCAUCAUCGACCCCAGGCACAGCCACCGCAUCGAGGUGGAGACUGCCUAUAAGAAGGGCUACUUCGGAAAGGAGAUGAACCAGAUCCUGACAGACGAAGGGGACGACUCCAAGGGCUUCUUCGAUCCCAACAACCAGGACAACCUGACUUAUCUCCAGCUAAAGAAACGCUGCAUCAUAGACCAGAAGACUGGCCUGGUUCUCCUGCCCAUCAAGGACAAGAAGAAGAAGGAGCCUCCGCAGACAACGACGCAGAAGAAUACUCUGAGGAAGAGGAGGGUGGUGAUCGUAGACCCAGACACCAAUAAGGAGAUGAGUGUGAAGGAAGCGUACGACAAGGGGCUCAUCGACUACGAGACCUUCCUGGAGCUGUCGCAGCAGGAGUGUGAGUGGGAGGAGAUUACGAUCACAGCCCAGGAUGGAUCCUCACGAUUGGUCAUCAUCGACAGGAAAACUGAGAUCCAGUAUGACAUCAGAGAGCUGCUGGAGAAGAGGGUGAUCGACCAAUCAGUGUACGACCAGUACCAAUCCAAGACGAUCACUCUCGCACAGUUCGCUGACAUCAUCAUCAGCAAGACCAAAGCCGCCAGAUCCUCUGCCGCCUCCUCCUCCUCCACAUCAUCAACAUCAUCAUCCAAAGCCAGAGCAUCAUCAGCAGCAACAUCAGCAUCCUCCCUGUCUUCAUCAACCACCUCCGCUCAGCGGAUCACUUCCAUCAAGGCUGAGAAGACGAGCUCCAUCAUUGGUGGCUCCACCACUGGCAGCUCCACCAUAGAUGGCUCCAGCAUUGGCAGCUCCUCUGGUGGCUCCCUUGGCAGUUCUACCACGUCCAGAACCACCACCAUCAGCUCCUCUACCCAGCCCGAUGGCCCUCCCUCCCACAGCUCCCUGAAGAACAUCGCCAGCAUCUCGGUCUCCCUGGCUGGCCCUGCUGAAGCUGUGGUCUUGGAUGGGGAGCAAAGCCCUGUGGGCGCCAUCUUUGACAUGGAGGCCCUAGAGAAGAUCUCCAUUUCUGAGGCCCACAAACGUGGCCUGUUGGACAGCAUCUCUGCCCAGAGACUACUGGAAGCCCAGGCCUGCACAGGAGGCAUUGUAAACCCUUCCGAUGGCAGGCGCCUGUCCAUCCAGGAGGCCUCCCGCCAGGGGAUCAUUGAGAACGACAUGGCUACCAGGCUGAAGCCUGCCCAGAAGGCCUACAUUGGGUUUGAAGAUGUCAAGUGUAAACGCAAGAUGUCCGCCGCAGAGGCCAUGAGGGAGAAGUGGCUUCCCUACGAGGCGGGCCACCGCUUCCUGGAGUUCCAGUUUGUUACCGGUGGCCUGUACGACCCGGAGCUGGGCCGCAGGAGGACCAUCGAGGAGGCUGUCAAAGUGGGCUGGCUGGACGGGAGGACGGCCCAGAAACUCCAGGACAUGAGGCACCACGCCAAGAACCUAACCUGCCCCAAGACCAAGCUGAAGAUCUCUUAUAAAGAAGCGCUGGAUAACUGCUUGUUGGAGGAGAAUACGGGAGUCAAGAUGCUCCAGGCUGCCUCCACCUCUUCCAGAGGGAUCAGUAGUCCAUACAACUCCUCCGCUCCCGGGUCCACCUCGGGCUCCAGGACCGGGUCGAGGUCGGGCUCCCGGAGAGGCAGCGUGGACCAGGGGUCGCCUGGCUCCUCCAGCCGAUACAACGUCAUAAGCAGCUCCACCUACAGCCGCACCUCCUACAGUUCUAGCUCCAUUUCAUAG
Messenger RNA from Coregonus sp. 'balchen', 6603 nucleotides. The record is from the annotation of a GenBank genome assembly. Lineage: Eukaryota; Metazoa; Chordata; Actinopteri; Salmoniformes; Salmonidae.